This is a messenger RNA of Cordyceps militaris CM01, 3576 nucleotides long. Its product is annotated as N-acetylglucosaminyl transferase component Gpi1. Lineage: Eukaryota; Fungi; Ascomycota; Sordariomycetes; Hypocreales; Cordycipitaceae. The record is from RefSeq and is a predicted model, not a curated record. Gene Ontology annotation, cellular component: endoplasmic reticulum; membrane. Gene Ontology annotation, biological process: GPI anchor biosynthetic process. The coding region runs from base 1 to 3576 and encodes 1191 amino acids. The transcript has 18 exons.
AUGUCCGCAUCACUCGCCCCAGAAUGCAAUGAAAUCAAAGAGUGGGUGCUCCUUGAACCAAUUAUUGAACCAGAGAUGCUAACCCUGUCUAGGCGCUACGAUACCUGCUUUUUAAAGUGGUAUAGCGAAAAGUACCUUCGCGGUGCCGAAAGAGACAACAAGGAGUGCGAGUCUCUUUUCAAGCAGUAUCGAAAAUGCUUAGGUGUGGCGUUGAAGCAACGCGGCAUCGACAAGCUGCUGAACGAAGCCCGGGAGGACAACAAAGAGAAUGACGCGCGGCUCAUACAGCCAAAGAAGAUAUUAAUAGUACCUAUACGCGACAACGGUGUAUCACAUCCUGCCGCGCAAUUCUCGAACCAGCUUUCGACUGACGACGAACCGCCUCCCACCGCCACGAGACCCCUCCCCCCCUCGAUCCCGCGCGCGACUCCUAUCCCUUCUCAAUUCUCGGCAUGCACACGCUGGGACCUCGUGACUCGCUUAUAUGAGCUCGCUAUUUUUGCGUGGGAAUAUCAAGUUGCCACCAAUAGCAUCUUGGCCAUGGUGGAACAUGAUGGUUUGAUGCGCGUAUUUUGGCCGACAGACAUUCCCUCGUCCGAUCGCCCGGGUGUAGUCGUUGGCUGGCGCAAUUCAACCCUUGACGUUUUUGUUGUUGCCAUCCUAGACGACGUGGAUCCUCGCAACGUCGAAAUCCACCUCAGAUCCAACACAUUCUUCCGUGGCAGCCCUCAUUCUCCCAAUCGCAUUUAUGAGCUAUGUGGGCACUUCUCCAUGCACGUACUAGGGGUGUCGAAUACGACAAACUAUGCCUUGGUUGAUCCAUCAUGGGUCUGCGCUACGACCCGUACUUCCCGUGAACCUCGCAUUAAUUGUGCCAAGGCCUCGAGUAUACAAUUGAUUCUAUACGACCGACCACGACCGAAAGGCAUGCAAUAUAUCUCUCUCAACCCUAUUUCACUCGCUCUGGGUGAUAAGUGGUACGCCGUUGAUGAUAGUAGAGGUGAUGGGUCAGAGGGUGAGGAAGAACAUCGCGAUAGGAAGCACAAGGAGGCCAAGCUUAAGUUGGUAAACAAGCUCAAGCAGCACUCGAUUAUCAAUCGACCCGCUUCCGCACGAGACAAGGCACUCGAAAAGGUUGUCCACCAGGUCAACUGGUCGUGGGAGCUCGAGCAGACUUUGCAAAAGAACGUGAGCAGGCUUGGACCACGCCCGAAACGAGGUCUUAGUGUGUCGGAGAGGGUUGUCGAAUCUACUACAGCGGUUCGGAACUACAUUCUCAUGCAGUUGUGGAAUGCGUUCGUCGUUUAUGUCUUUCCUUUUCUCCGAAAGGGCUUUGUGAUGCUGUUAUUCCUUCAUCGCGCCAUGGCAGAGAUGCUCCUCACUGUACUUGAAUUUCGCAUCAAGCCAGGCUACGCGGCAGUGAAGGACGUAUCUGCAACUGCGCAGCAGAUCGAAAUCCGCCUGCUGCAGUUUUGCUACUGGCCGAUGCAGUACCUUACGCUUCGGCAGCGCAAGAUGGACUGGGCAAGCGUAACCACGAGCCACCCGGAUUACAUUCGUUUCUACAACAGUCUCUGGCUUGUUGCCAAUGACGUCAUCAUCGGAAUUGCCAUUGGGUCUUACAUUAUAGAAAAUGCGGAUUGGGUGUCGAUGCAGAUCAACGACUUGUUGCGCGUCUAUACCGUUAACGCUUUGCAGAGUAGUAUUUCCUGGCUCAUGGGAUGGCCCGCGGGGCUCAAGCUCAAUGGCGAGCUGGCAAGCUUCUUGGGUGCUCUGUUUCUUUGGGUGAUUACGUAUUGGUCGAGCUGCAUCGAUGCCCUCGCACCAGCACUUCCCAAAGUGGUUUGGUUUAUUGGCUUUUCUUCCUUUGCAGGCGCCACUCGUAUAUACCACUGGCAGCUGACGAUAUUGCAAUCACUAUUCCAUCUCUUCCGCGGGAAGAAGCACAACGUCCUUCGCAACCGUAUCGAUUCCUGCGACUACGAUCUCGAUCAACUUCUCGUGGGCACGAUUCUGUUCACGCUCCUCUCGUUCUUGCUACCAACCGUUGGCGUUUUUUACAUCAAUUUUGCCAUUGCCCGCAUGACUCCCGGCGACUACCUGGUAAGACUGAUCGGGCUUUACGGUGCGCAGUACAAGCUAAUCGAUCCAGGUGGCAUCCGAUUUGAACUACGUGACGCUUACGAUAAUAAAGCACUUACCCUUCAUGUUCAUGAACCUCCAACGUCGGUUAUUCGCCUCAAGUCGGUUCCUCUAUCAUUCAAGGCCAUGUUCAAUCAAUACUUUCAGAUGGCUGAGCGAAUUCGAAAACACUAUCUCUCACCGCGCGUCUUCCUGUGUCUGUUGACAGGACAGUUUGUGCCGCCUAUCAACCGGCGCAACCUGUACAGCCUUCAAUACAGCAUGCUCCCAGCCCGACGAGCGACCAUGUGGGAAAUGUGGCAAGCGAUGAAUGCAGAGACGCAGCAAAAUAAGCCGUUCCAGCUCCCGAACAUACCACCAUUAACAAACGGUGGCGGCCGGCGGGGCGAGUCUUUUGCGGCACGUCUAGUCAAAUCGGCCGUCUUAACCAUGUCGCUGUCUAUCUCUACUGUGGCUGGAGAACGUCAAGAAGCCAUUGACCACAUUCUUGCGGGAAUUUCAAAGCUUCAGAAUGACGUCGCUGACGUCGCUGACAAGACACCGGCCUAUGACCGGAAGCAAUAUUCAGAGGGGCUGCAAGAAAAGCUGAGCGAUACUACUACUGCGCUCGCGCCCAAGUCUCGAUUUCAGUUCAAGCGCACUGUAAAGCACGUCGACAUGGGCGCGCCGGAGAAUGAUCCCCGUCUACUAUCCGGAAGCUUCUCACGCAACCAGCACGAACCAUCUGUGCCGCCAGGCGCGCUCAAGUCUCCCGAUGAGGCCGACGAUGAGCUGAAGGAGCUGCCGCGCUCGGAGAGGGAUUACAACGCGGAGCUAUCGAGACCCAGUGCGUCCUCGAUCCGCAAGCCUAGUUUCUCUGCCGCCAGGACCAUUGGCAUCUCCAACCAGAUUGGGCUGCACAUCAUCCUGCCCUCUUCUGCAGCCAUGGCCACAGCGUCGGGCAGCCUGACGGACCUGGCGGGCUGUGUCGUGGACAUGUCUAUACCCACGUCGCAGGGCCACGCGUUCCCGGGGCUGGCCAUGCGCGAGAUCAAGAAGAGCCUGAUUGUGGCCGGCAGGGUCGCGGGGCCGGUCCACAUGACGGGCAUCAGCGACAGCAUCUUGGUGCUGGUGGCGCACCAGGUGCGUAUCCACGACUGCAAGAAUGUCGACAUUUACCUGCACUGCACCAGCCAUCCCAUCAUCGAGGACUGCUCGGGGAUGCGCUUUGCCCCCCUCCCCGCAUGCUAUAUGACGGACGCCGACAGGGCCGAAGAAAACCAAUGGAACCAGGUCGAUGACUUCAAGUGGCUCAAGGCUGGCCAUAGUCCCAACUGGACAACCAUGGGCGAGGCACAGGCUUUGAGCGACGAAAUCUGGACAAAGGUGGUGCCAGGGCGGCCUGGCGCGAGUGUCGACGAGACCUUGGCUAAGGUUGGGAUUUCGCCAAGAUGA